Lecanosticta acicola is the source of this 3713-nucleotide messenger RNA. Lineage: Eukaryota; Fungi; Ascomycota; Dothideomycetes; Mycosphaerellales; Mycosphaerellaceae. The record is from the annotation of a GenBank genome assembly.
AUGGGACUUUACGACUCCUGGGACCAUUCCAAACGAGGCAGCAUAUGGACUUCUUCCAAUCAUUCAUCCCUUGCACCGUCUGGCCUCGAGCUAGGUCCGGGACAUGAGGACAACACCAUUAUGCAAGAAAUCUCAGAGGUCGAGGCCUUUCAUCGAUCGACGGGAUGGAACGGACGGGAUGUGAAAGCAAAGGACAGCGACAACCAUGAAAAAGAGGAUCCUUCAUCUUAUGAUUCUGAGAGUCCACCGCCCAAGCAGGGGAUCAAAAGAGCCCAAACGAGACAAGCUCUCAAGCUUUCUGGCUGGAGAUUGGCGCUCACCCUACCAAGGUAUGUUGAUGAUGCACGUUGCAGGUCGCAUGAUAGCGGUGUAUGCAAGGCGCCGCUGACGAUCACUCUGGCGGUACAGUGUUUUGAUUGCAUUGCUAUUGGCGACAAUGGACUCCUCCAUCGUGUCGACAGCUCUGGUCACGAUUGGAAACGAUUUUGACGAUUUCGCGCAAACGAUAUGGAUAGUACUGGGGUAUCUGUUAUCGUACAUGAGUAAGUGUAUCGAACACAGAAUGCGGUCGCCGGAGGAGCUUGGUUUGGAGGAAUGGAGCUUGCUGACACCAGUCUUCUUAGCUUUCACGAUGCUGUGGUCUCGAUUCAGCGACAUUUUCGGCCGCAAACCCAUCUUCAUUAUCUCUCUACUCGCCCUCCUUGGAUUCUCCGCCGGCUGCGGUCGCGCACAAACCCUGAAUGAGCUGAUUGUGUUCCGUGUACUACAAGGACUGGGCGGAUCUGGAAUUUACAGCUUGGGAAACAUUGUGUUGCCAGAAAUCACACCCGAUAAAUGGUAUGCGCACAUGGUGACGGCCCAGGGAGGCAUUUUCACCAUCUCGAAUGUUCUGGGUCCUGUACUCGGAGGAGUCAUCUCCGCCCAGACGACCUGGAGAUGGUUGUUCUACCUCAAUCUUCCCGGAUGCGGAAUUCUCCUCCCGAUCUUACUGAUCGCAUGGAAAGAUACCAAGCUGGACGAGACGUUGAAGACACGCUUGCAUAAGGCGCUCAACUUUGACUUUCUGGGACUGGUACUCCUGACAGCGGCGACCUGCUGUGCUGUAGUCGGCAUCCAGCUUGGAGGAUCCUACUACGCUCCUUGGACUUCUGCGACUGUGGUGGGAACGCUUGUGGGUGCUCUGACUGCAUUCCUCGUGCUUCUCGGAUGGAAUCAUCACCGAGAUGUGACUUUCCGCAAGACAGAAAAGGGUCCGUUGCCUCUAUUCCCAAGAAGACUCAUGACACUUCGUCUUGUGAGUGCAUCGUUCAUGUGAGAUGUCCCAAGAAAGAUACACCGCAGAAUUGAAGGGCUAAUUGGAUUCGCAGGAUGUGCACACUGUGCGGAUUCAAUCUCUUCUUGGCCAUUGUCACGCUGCCUCAACGCUACCAGGUCCUGAACGGCGACUCUUCUCUGCUGGCUGGUAUCCGCCUCCUCCCGUUCCUUGCCACCAGUGCCAUAGGAUCGACCCUCUUUGGAAUUAUCAGUGCUAGAAGAAACUGGACCUUUGCUUUAUCUAUGGUUGCGAGCAGUUUCCUGCUGCUCGGCUCCGGCCUGCUUUCUAUCAAACCCACUCCUGGCAAGAUCGGCGUUGAGACAUAUUUCUUCCAAAUCUUCUAUGGUCUCGGCACGGGAGGUCUUCUGUCAAGCACGGCGUACAUCUCGGGUUUGAAUUCCAACUAUGAAGACUACGGUAUGUUGACCCCGUGCCCUCUACAUUCUGCAUUGACUGACGACGAAACUUCCCAGCGCUCUCAUCCGGGAUCAUCAGCCAGUGUCGUAUCCUUGGAGGCUGCAUUGGUCUCACAUUGACGACGGUCGUACUCAACGAGACUUUCAGCAAAUAUCUGGCCGGCGUGCUACAGCCGAACGAGCUACAGGAGUUGCGACAAUCAUUGGAUCACAGCGCUCAGCUCUCACCCGAAAAGCAAGCCGCGGUCGCAAACGCGUAUGCUGAUGCAUUCGUGGAGCAGUUCCGGAUGGCAACCUACUGUGCGGCAAUCGUCUUGCUCGUGAGUUUUCUUACCUUCACCAGACGACCUAUCGCUCUGAAGCGUAGAUUGGAGGUCGCGAAGAUGAUCUCAGACGGCUCUGUGACUUGCCAGGAAGCCGAUAGGAUUGUAAGGGAGAGGUGAUGACUUCGAUGAUGAUGACUUGACGGCAUUGUAUAUUAGCUUUGGGGUCUGGGUGAUCAGAUUGCAGGCGAUAGACUGUCUACUAUAUGAUACUUCAGCGUAGUGACUAAACGAUGGAAGUCUUUCUCCAAAACUAUUUCUGCAUUAAUUUUCAUCUUGAGGCUGUUUCAAGCAGAGUACCAAGCUCUGACCGGAGGCUCGAAGGUGGAGCUGUCCUCCUGACUGACACCAACACCUACAUCUCCCGGCUUCCACACCCCGUCCUCGCUGGCUACCAUCCCGGGGGCAUUAUCAAUACGAGUCCAUUCCAAAUCGAGACCUGCUUCAACCGGUCUUCUUCGCAUCUUCGAUACGCGCAGACGUGACCGAAGACCGCAUUGCCCAGAUACUGCACGGAUCUGCGGCCGUGCAGAUUACUUCACAGCAAAGCGGUCAAGAAAAUUCCUCCAUUAGGAUUAGAGCGGCUUCACAUGGGCAUGACGUCUGCUCCCAGAUCAAAUGUCAUACAAUGCAUCCCUCUUCUAUCUCUGCGGCGAGGCGUUUGAAUAUCAAGAUUCCAAGCACUUCAUAGUUCUUUGUGUUGAUUUCCAUCAUAUCAGAACUUGUUCCUAACAUCACCAAUUUCCAAUCCGACCAGCAAUAUGGCAUCUGAAAGCGUUCGAAUUCUUUGCCUUCAUGGGUGCGAAGGGACUGCUCUUCCGACAAGAAUACGAUUACUGACAACGCUGCUAGCAUGGGAGAAAACUCUCAAGUCAACGAGACCCUCACAGCCAAGCUCCGCUUCGAGCUUCCCAAGCACUGGGAAUACGUCUUCGUCGACGCUUCCACAACCUGCAUUCCAGCACCCGGCAUCCAAGAGCUCUUCGGCGAAGGACCUUUCUACUGCCACGGUCAGACUUUCGACGUAGAAUGCGUCGGUGAGAACGUCGAAUACAUCAAGGAAGUCAUCGAAGAUGAAGGUACAUGCCUCUUUUUACACCCGCACGCACGGGCAAGAGAGCUUUGGCUAAGAGCUGCAUCAAAGGUCCCUUCGACGGCGUCUUUGCCUUCAGCCAGGGUGCAGCGCUCAUCGGGUCUCUGAUCCUCCACCACUCGCUCGAAAACAUCUCCGAGCCCGAGCCCUUUCGCUUUGGCGUCUUCUUCAGCGGAACCCUCCCUUUCUCCAAAGAAAUCGGCACAGGCCGUGACGAAACGAAAGGGUUCGGAAUGUGUACUGCCGAUAUCGCUCUCGAAAGCGCUGGCCUCGACCCUCAAGCUUUCAAUGAGAUCAAAGAAGACAUGGAGGAACCUUCUGGACCUUGCUGGCAGUUUAUUCCACAGGAGACGAGUUUGCGAAUCGAGAUUCCGACGGUGCAUUGUUUUGAUCCGACUGAUGUGGAUUACAUGCGGGUACAGCAUCAGCAGCUUGCGAAGCUGUGUCGGAAUGCGACCGCGAUUCAUCAUGGGGAUGGACAUACGUUGCCGAGGAAUAAGAAGAGUAUCAAGGAGAUUGCGCCGGUGAUUAAUGACAUGGUGGACAAGUGUGGAUUGCUCCAGUAG